UGACUUGUUUCCAUAGCAACACAAAUAUUCAAACAUUAUGAAAAAUAUUUUUUUAUCAUUGAAAAUAUUUGUAAAUUUAAAUUUAUCAAGAAAUAAGCAAUAAAUAUGGAAGCAUCCCGACCAUCAUCAACAAGACCGAUGUCUAGAAUUGGUACAGCAUCAAGGUUGAGUGCUAUGCCAUCGAAUAGGCUUGGUACAUCGAAAAAUAUUGGAAUAUCGCAAAUUGGCUUAUCUGAUCGUCCUCUAACGCAACAAGGCUUAUCGGGUAUUACAACGUCUUAUGGACGAAUUGGAACAGCAUCAUCAAGUAUGCGACAAGUGAAAGAUAAGCGCUAUUGGAUUGCUUUAUUGCAAUCGAAGGUUCAGGAGAUUUUGCAGGAAGUCGAGAAAUUGAAGAAGGAGAAGAAAAAUUUAGAUCGAGAGACGUCAGCGAAGAAGUUGUAUGAGAAGAAGGUCAAGGAUCAGGCAAAGGACUUGUCGAACCUUCAUUCAACCCUAUCCGAGAUCAACUUAGCUCUAGACAGCACAUCGUCAGGCGCAACACGUCAGCAGCUUCAAAACGAAGCAGUAGCAUUUCGCGAGAAAAAUGAAAUUCUUCAAAAUCAGCUCGAGCAAGUUUUCAAAGACAGACAGAAUAAAGAAUCACAAAAUCAACAACUAAUUGAGGCAAUUGAGGCAGAGAAAAAUAAAGUUAAUGAGUUGAUUUAUGCUUUAAGCCCCGAUGAUCAAAACAAAUACCGAGAAUAUCAAAUAAUAUGCGAGAAAUUAAAAUCAGAAAAUUCAGAGAUUCAUGCAAAAAUCGAGUCAACAAUAAAGCAAAAGGAGAAAUUAAGCAGCUCUGUUAUCAAUUCGCAGUCACGUUUGGAAGCAAUUAAGCUACAUUCAAAAUUACGUGAAACAACUGCUAAACGUAAUCAAUUAAAAGAUGAGGAAAUGAAUCGUUUGACGCCAGCACAAGAACGAGAAAAGUUGAUAAGUGACGUUCGAAUGAAUAAUCAGUCAAUUAGUAGUAUGAAUAAGCAGAUGAAAAUUAUUUCUGAUCAGCUACAAGAGAAGAGGGAGACACUGAGUCAAAUUGAGCAAGAUUUGGAAGAAGGGUCGUCUGAAAGAUUUGUAAAGUUUCGUGAAUUAAAGAAACGAGACGAAAUGAUGACAAAUUUUAUGGAAACUUUCCAGAUGCAGAUGACUAAAGAGAAGCAGCAUGUCGAAAACCUCAAGAAUCAAAUAACAUUUGCAAUCGAGCAGAUCACAUUGCAAGGAAUGAGUUCUAAAGUUGACGGCAACAUGAAAAUCAGCACGUCAAUAUUGAAUGAAAAUUCCCACAAUUUAAAUUCACAAGAAGGAUUAGUCAAAGAGUAUCGAAAGCUUCAAAUUCAAUUAAAACAGUUGAAAAUUUUAGAGAAGAGAAUCAAGAAGCAACUUGACGAUUUGAAAGAUACGGAAGGGAAUUUAUUGGAAGACAUACGAAAAUACAGCAACUUGAAUUCAUUGAGAGAAGAGUAUGCGAUAAAAUACGAAGAAAUUUCAACAGCAUUGCAGGAAUUGAAGGAUAAAAAGCGCGUCACAGAAAGUGUCGUUGAGGAUUCAGAAAAGAGAUAUAAAGCUCUUAAGGAUACUUUAAGAAACAAUGAAACUUAUCGUCAGAUAUCACACAUGGAAGAAAAACUGAGUGACAUAUUGAAGGAUAAUAAAUCACUUCAAGCAUCAGUUGAUGAUUUGAAUAAGGAAUAUGAAUUUUCAGAUUUGAAGAAAUCUGCAAUGCAAAAAGUCAACGACUAUAACCAUUUAUUGAAGAAUGAUUUGAAUUCUUCAUCACAAAAUAAAUAUUGAGAAUUUUCAGUGUAAUUGGAUUUAUGUUCUGAGUAGAAUUUGAGAUGGUGUUAUUUUUAGAUUUUUUUGU
Chironomus riparius is the source of this 1900-nucleotide messenger RNA. NCBI's taxonomy places the organism in Eukaryota, Metazoa, Arthropoda, Insecta, Diptera, Chironomidae. The record is from the annotation of a GenBank genome assembly.